Aethina tumida (small hive beetle) is the source of this 899-nucleotide messenger RNA. RefSeq lists its product as uncharacterized. Gene Ontology annotation, molecular function: DNA end binding. Gene Ontology annotation, cellular component: nucleus; DNA ligase IV complex. Bases 60 to 755 code for a protein of 231 amino acids. The transcript is spliced from 5 exons. Gene Ontology annotation, biological process: double-strand break repair via nonhomologous end joining. NCBI's taxonomy places the organism in Eukaryota, Metazoa, Arthropoda, Insecta, Coleoptera, Nitidulidae. The record is from RefSeq and is a predicted model, not a curated record.
GUAUAAAAAUUGUUAAAAAACGUUUAUUAUUUAUAUAACUAGAAAAUAAAAUUAAUAAAAUGUGGAAAACAUUCUCAUGGCAUGAUAAAUUAAUUUUAAUAAAAAUAGAAAUUUUAAACAAUGAAUUAAAAAUAACAUUGACCAAUUUUAUAAAAACUUGGGGUAAAAUAUACUUAAAACAAGAAAUAUUUGAUAAAUUCGCAGAAUUCAAUCCCCGAUAUAAAAUUUCAAAUGAGACAGUUUUAACAUUGAUAACUAAGUUAUUCUCAUCACUGGAAUUAAAUGAUAUAGAAUGUGAUGAAUCUGAAGAAGUGUUUUCACUCACCAUCAACUCCAACAUUUCUGAAAGCAGGCUCAAAUAUAAAUUUGAGUUGUGUAAAUUAGAUUCAAACUUGUUUUCAGAAGAAAUCAUUUUACCAAUGAUCAACACAAUUAAAUAUGUGGAAAAUCAAAAUAAAACUUUAUUAAGCUUGAUAGAAAAAAAGGAUAGAGAAAUUGAAGAAUUUAAAUUGGAAUUUGGCAAUAUUGGAAGAAGAGACUUAGUGACAGUAAAAUUUGAAAAAACCUCAAAUGACCCACAAAAUGAAAACUUAUUGUUGAAUGUAUUUGGUCAGUCUAAAACAGUUGUUGAUAAAAUUGAACCAAAAUGUGAUAAAGAAAAAUUAAAAAUUUCUGAGGGAAAUUCAAUUUCAAGGCCCAUUUCAAAGAAGAAAAUAAAAGUUUAUUCAGGAAAAACUGUCAAAACAAAAAAAUAAUUGUUAAUAAUAUCUAAUUGGUGCCUCCAAAAAAUUGUUCUCAGAGGCAUUUUAAAAUCUUUCAUUCAAAAAAUAUAAAAAAUGCCUCUGAUAAGUUCUAGUGUUAAUUAUUUUAAUAAAAUUUUAAAUAAAAAAUAAAUUCCA